AUGGUGGCUCACUCGAUGACAAGCAGCGCAGAGACGGCGUCUUCUUCGGGAGGUCGAGGUUCCCAAGUGGCGCUGGAGAAAGGCCCCAGGCUGAUCAAUGGCGUGAUGUACAUCAAGAUCAAGAGGUGCGAAGGGUGCGGUUUGACCAAUGCAGAUGAGAACCCCGUGACCGAUGCGAAGAGUCCCUUAUCGGCGGGCCCCACUGUGGUGUGGAAAGGCGGCACGUCGACAAACCCAUCAGGGCCGUCGUGCCAGCUCUGCUUCUUGGCUUGGGCCUUGGGGGGCUUUGCGGAUACACACGGAUGGGAUUGGACCGCCUUCGUCCGGGCCCUCAAGGAUUCCAAGGACGGCCCCCAGCUGAUGACCGAGUGGCUCGCCUGCUACAAGUAUUGUCUCGAUCAUGCUGCCGAGUUGCCGUCCCGCUGUGGAAAGCGAUACAUGGUGACGCGGAUGUCGAACCAUCACCGAUCCCAUCGUGUGUCGGAUUGGGUGUUCGCUGUUUGGGGCGGUAAGCUGACGGACGUGCGGCAGGCCGCGGUGAAAUCGUUCAAGACGACGCAGAAGAAGACUAAAGUGCCGUACAUGCUCAAGGAAAAAGAACUAUUCGAGCAGCAGUUCCCUGGGCGGAUCGAGAGGGAGGGGCUGAAGGUCCAAACCAAGUUCCUCGAAGGCAAGUGGAGGGAGGUCGUUGCUAUCCGACAGAUCGAGGAGGGCGCCUGGAUGCUGGAUCUGGAGGAGAUCGUUGGGGCCACGGUGGAGGAGACGCACUUGGAGGCUGGGACCGCGAUCCGCGCCAACCAAGCCCAGGAUACCUUCCAGCACUUGGCGAAGAAGGCCCGCUUCACCAAGGAGGAGCAGGAGGGCGCUGCGUCAUUCCAAGCGGCCGCUGUGCCUGAGGAAGACGAGGCGCCAAAGGCUGAGAUUGGUGAGGAGCCUGGCAGCGAUGCGGAGUCCAACGACGACGGGCUUGAUGAUCUCGCGAUGCUCACGUCCUGCGUCCUCGACGAGGCGACGGACCCUGCCAAGGCGAAGCCGACAGCGACAAAGAGUGCUGGUACAUCCAGCGGCGCCACUGGGGUGAGGGCGCAGGGCCGGCGGCCGACCACGACCGGUGGCGGUCCGCCUCCAACUCCUCCGUCUGUCAAGCGCGACAGAGUCGCUGAGGCGCUCGCAGAUGCCACUGCAGUUGCGUCUCCUCAAGAGUCCGAUGAGCUUCAGCAGGUGCGGAAGAAGUUCAGAGGGAAGACUGCAGACGAGCUUCUCGAACCCCAUGGGUGGAAACUGCUCCAGGACAGCGUGGAGAAAGCGAAGGUGAACAUGGAGGCGGCCCCCUUCAACACUCCACUCCUGGGGCCUCAACGUGACUCCUUCGAAAAAGCAAAUAAGGACAUGAGGAAGGAGAUGGGCGUCACCCAGAAGGCGAUUGUGUCAUUGGACAUCAAGACGAAGAAGUGGGUCGGGUGUCCAUCGUGCGUCAACGUCGCUGUGGCUGGCAUUCGCAACGUGUCCAAGGCUAUCGUCGACGCGCUGGACGCCUUCGAUGUCAAGAAAUCAACUCAGACUCAUGGGGGUGACUCUACUCGGAUGGAGACCGCAAUGUCCGCCUUGGAGGACAUCAAGUUGAAGCCUUGCCCUGCAUUCAGGGUGCUUUUCUUCAGGGAGCGGGCGGCCGAUCACAUCCGCUUCAAGCACUAUGACGACUUCGCCUCGGUCGUCGGCUCCACCGGGUAUUUGCACGAGCAUUUGCAGGGGGACGACUGGCGCGACCAGAGGUUCAACAUCGCUGCUGAUGUGAUCGUCGAAGCCAUCCAGGUCACCCUCAAACAUAGCAAGCUUGCCGACGCGAGUGCGGACGACGAGAGUGCUGGAGAUUUGUUGUAUGCUCUCACCUUAGGACCCAACAAGCUCGAAGCUCCAGCUGCGCUUCCAGAGAAAGAUGUGAACGACCUCAAUGUUUUGGCCAACGCUUUCAGCAGCAAGGCGUGCGAGUCGCCGACAGAGCGCGUCGAGGCCAUCAACAAGGUGAACACUAUUGACACUGGCAUCUUGACGACCAUCCUGCGCGACCCGGAAUGCAAGGCGCUCUUGAAGGCCAAGAGCGACGCGGCCACGGAACAGACUACAUCAUCCGGAUGCUCCGCAACACUGAAUUCCCACCUGGACAAGAUGAACGGGCGUAUCUAUUCAUCGGUUGACAGGGCGGAGUUCUUUCGCGCAGUCGCUCAGUUUAUCAAGCGGAUGAUUGAUGCCCCUGGCGACAAGGCCAUGGAAGUGAAGGGUAAGCGAGUAUUCGAAGUGCUGUUGAUGAAUGGCGAGAGGGGCCUCACAGAAUUGGAGAAGAAGCACGCGGCUGCAGUCGGACGCGUAGCAGAUCAGUCCUUGCCGAAAGACAAAUGCAUAUUUGAGUUGAGGGUGGCAAUGCAAGAAUCUUCCGACCUCGACAGGAAACAUCACGUCGACGUGGCAAGCAUUGUUUCCGAAUGUGUCAAACAUCACAACAUCUCUAAGGAAGCCGCUGAAGCUAGCAUUGGAUCCCUUGUUGAUGUCGCGAAGCUGAAUGAUCUAGACGCUAGGUUCCAUGCGGCUUACGCUUUGUCGGCAAGCCAGUUCGAGUUGCAGUCGGCGAUGGCCGCGCAUGCGGCUAACCCAGAUGACCCCCAGCAGCUCGGGCGCAGCAUCAGUGUUCUCGCACAAAUGCUGCACCAGGCUACCGAUGCCAAGUUCGAGGGUGUGACGUCCAAGAUCAAUGAGCUUCAGUCUUCGUUCGGCUUCAAGGAGAAAGGCGCAGCUAUGUACGCAGAGCAGAAGGCGAAGUUCCGGGACACUACCGUUCAAUUGCUGAACGCCGUGCGCGGGAUUGCGGAGGGCAAAGCGGCUGAGGAGUAUUCGGGUGCAAAUGGUGAGAAACAGCUUCACGACUUUGUGGCGAUGUGGAGCAACAAGGUGUUUACGAUCAAACAACUAGCUUCUUAUUCCGACACGCCCGUGCACGAUAGGAAAGCCUUGGACUCCGGAGUCAAGUUCAUGAAGAUCUGCAAGCAUGCCCACCUUAUCAACGUCUCAAGCACCGAUGCCUCCAAGAAGGUGGGCCACGCCAUUGAGCCGUCUUUGGUUUUCACGUUGGACGAGAUCCUCGGCGACCCAGACGCAAUCAAGCCAAUCAUGUCUUGGUUCUUCGGCAACGAUACCGACUCUGAGCGCUUCACCGACAUCGCGCGUCAGCUGUGCACGGUCACUGAGCCUAUCAAGAACAAGCAGACUGCGCUGGUGCUGGCUAACCUCGCGCAGAGCAGCGGUGGAGUUCAGGACCUGAUCAUUGACGAACAACAUUCGCCAGCUACCGAGCAGAAAUUCAUGACCCACUACUCCGCGAAAAAGAUGGAGAAGCUCCAUUCGAUGCGCGGCACGCUCAAGAAUCAAUUGGCCGAGAUGGAGUCCACGUACCUGCGCUUCAAGAUGGAAGUUCCGGAGACCGAACGGGAUGCCGCAUUGCAACUCUUGGAGUGCUCGCGUCUGCAGACGAUCAAGUACGGGCUGAUCUCGUUGUGCCGCCAUUCAGCUUCAACUUCGUCAUCCGAAACUGGCGUUGCAGUUCGCACCAGCUUGCAAUCGGCGUGGGAUGGGCAUAAGGAUAAUGAGGCUACAGUGAACUACCUCGGCGAGACUCUUGUCACUCUUGUCGCCGACACGCUUGCUGUCAAUGGCACAGAGCAGGCGGUGACUGACGAAGUCCCCGCUGGCGACGCCAAGCGCGUUCGCGCCAAGGCUGCGCCCAAGAAGCCACCGCCAUCUUCGGGCAAGGCCUCUGGCGCCAAGAAGCCGUCCAAAGGUUCCCCGGGGGCCUGA
This is a messenger RNA of Prorocentrum cordatum, 3846 nucleotides long. NCBI's taxonomy places the organism in Eukaryota, Dinophyceae, Prorocentrales, Prorocentraceae. The record is from the annotation of a GenBank genome assembly.